AUGGCUCGAACGGUCUCCAGCGGCGCGGCGGCCAAGGCAGGGCGGGUGCUGGAGCUGGAGCCGGUGCGCGGGCGGCUGGUCCGGCUGGAGAACCUGCAGCCUCAGUCUGCCGCCAGCAGCCGCGCCGUCCGGACGCUGCGGGACCCGUCCGCCUCUGCAAACAGCAUGAUCCUGCCGCCGCAGUCCGCGACCGCCAUGCCGGCCGGCCGCACGCCGUCUCUGUCCUCGUCGUCGUCGCCGUCGGCGGCGCCGUGCUCGCGGGCGCGCGUGGGCGGUGGCCGCCCGGUGGUGCAGUGGAGGCGGAGGCACGUGCGCGAGGGGCUGCUCGUCAUCGACGAGGCGCAGCUGGCGCGCCUCAUCAAGCGACAGCCCAUCCAUACGCUGUACCAGCUCGACCCCGAGCCCUUCGCCACGGGCCAGUUCGCGUCGGUGUGGCGGUGCCGGUCUCGUGAGACUGGCCAGGUGUUCGCCGCCAAGUUCUCCAGCCGCACGCGCUACGGCGACGACUGCAGUGCCGAGAUCCGCCACGAGAUCGCUCUGCUGUCGCUGUGCGCUCCGUCGCCCCGCAUCGUGCGCCUGCACGACGUCUUCGAGACAGACAACGAGAUCAUCAUUGUGCUCGAAUACGCUCCGGGCGGCGACCUGCAGACUAUUAUCGAUGACAACCUGGUGCCUUUCGAAUCGGACGUCGUCAAGUUCGUCCGCCAGCUUCUAGAGGGCCUGGUGUAUUUGCACGAACGCCGAAUCGCCCACCUCGACAUCAAGCCUCAGAACCUGGUGAUGAUGUCACAGUUCCCUGACUGCGACGUCAAGCUCUGCGAUUUCGAGAUAUCGCGAGUUGUUGUUGAGGGCGCAGAGAUCCGAGAACUGCUCGGCACACCAGACUAUGUCGCUCCUGAAAUCCUUCACUAUGAGCCGAUCACACUCGCUGCGGAUAUGUGGUCGCUAGGAGUAACGACUUACGUGCUGCUGACGGGCUUCUCGCCGUUCGGCGGUGAAACAGACCAGGAGACUUUCUGCAACAUCUCCGGCGCGCAGCUCGACUUCCCGGAGGAGCUGUUCGAGGAUGUGUCGGAGGCGGCGCAGGACUUCAUCCGCAGGCUUCUCGUGCGGGAUCCCAGGGCGCGACCGACGGCGAAGGAGUGCCUGCGCCACAGGUGGUUUACCGGCAGCAAGGUGAAGGUGAAGGCUCGCGCGAAGGACAGCGGCGGGCUGCGCAAGUACCUGUCCAAAUCGCGGGAGGCGCUGUUCGAGCGCGUGGUGCAGCAGCGCCAGCAGCAGCAGCAGCAGGGCAGCUGCCAGGACCUGCGACGGCGCACGUUGCUGUCGCAGCAGCGGCGGCGCCUCUGCGAGAGCCACGCGUCGCUGCUGGCGCCGGCGGCGGCCUCGCGGGCGCGCGCGCUCGCCGACCAGCCGUGGCCGGCGCCCGCGCUCAGCCGCUCGCGGGAGAAGCUGUACGGGCUGCGCAGCCUGUCGCGCUCCAGCGAGGCGCUGGCGCUACCGCUGCCGCUGCGGCCCGGCUGCCGCUCGCUGCUCGACCUGUGCGGCGCCGCGCUCUCGCGCCAGCCCAGCUCCGCCUCGCUCGACAACUGCGACGACGUCAACAGCAACGUCUGCAGCCGCGCCGCAUCGCCAGCGCCCGCGCCCGUACCGGCGCCCGCCGACCUCACCAACAGCAACGUCUGCAGCCGAGCGGCGUCGCCAGCGCCCGCCGACGUCACCAACAGCAACGUCUACUGCGAUGCGCCGUCCGCCGAGGACGAUCUCCUGGCGGACGUGCCGACCGCCCCGACACCGGAGCCACCUGCGGUCGGCGGUGAGUGGCGGGACGCCCCCGCAGACCUGACGUCGCCCGCGCUGCUCAGGAACUGCCUCGGCAGCGCCGUCUCCGCCAGGGCGGCAGUCGAGGCUGUGGCCGCCAACAGCGAAGAGCGCGUCGACGGUAGGGAGAACGGCUACGACAGCAACCCGGUCGAAAGUGAAGACAUCCCAGCUGCUGAACAGACGAGGACGGCAGACCCGCAAGUCGAGGACCUCGACAAGGUCCACAGGUUGAAAAAGAGCGGCGAUGACGAGAUGAAUACGUCCUAUUCGAGCGGUUCGGAUGGCGAGGACGGCGGUGCCGGCAGCUCCAGCAGCGGAGGCGGCGGAGGAGGCAGCAGUUCGCAAGACGACGGCUUCGACGAGGCCGAGGAGGACGAGGAGGAGGGGCAGGAGAGCGAGGGCGCGUCGCAGGAGCCGCGCUUCACUGUGGCACAGCUGGUGUCGGCCUUCACGCGGCACGAGCGAGCCGUCGCGGGCGCCGCGCCCGCUCCGGAGGCCGGCCGCUUCCCCACGGGGCCCAACGCCCUGCGCCUCUUCAUCCCGGGCAUCAGCAUCCGCCGCGACCGUGACCGCGACCGCGACCGGCAGCGCCAGCGCCGCCGCCACGGACGACAAGAGCAGGGUGAGAAAACCACGUCACCUGAAGAGCAACAGUCAUCUAUUGUUUCCAAGACAGGUGAUCAGACCUUGAUAACUGUGCCAGCAGAUUAUGAUCGUCUUCAGUCAAACAGUGGAGUAUCUGAUCAGGAAGUCAGCAAGAAAUCAGCUGGUGGAGUCUCCAGGAAUGGAGACAGCUUAGAAAGAACAUCAGCUUUCUGUGUAGACCAUGAUACAAACAACAACAGAAAUAACAAGUGUAUCAGCAACACCAAUGGUACCCGCAGUUCUUCGUGGGAGCGUAUCUGUACAGGCUCUUACACUCGUGCCAUGGACAAGUUUCGACCAACGAGGAAAUCUCUUACAGCAAUUUCAGAACCUCCAGUUCAAAUUACAGAAAAAGUACGUCGCAAAUCAACUCCAGCCAUUAAAAAUGUCUAUUUGUAAUUGGUAUCUUUUCCCCACUUGUAGUCAGCGUAAACAAUUACAUAAUUGUAUCCUUUGUUCGACUUUUGCUGUUACAUGAGAAAAUAAUAAUUAGUUUUAACCUUUUUGUGACUUGACCUCAGUUUCCUUGAAAGAUCUAAAUAGAAUUUUUUUUCUGGAACAGCUACAUAUGUAGACAAAUUUCGCAUUACUUCGAACAAAUUUCUCUGUUUAAGGAUCGUGGGAUGCACAUGUUGCUAUGCCACAUGUUGUGGCCAUAUAUUUACAUGAGAAAAUAAUAAUUAGUUUCAACCUUUUUGUGACUUGACCUCAGUUGCCUUGAAAGAUCUAAAUAGAAUUUUUUUCUGGAACAGCUACAUAUGUAGUCAAAUUUCGCAUUACUUCAAAUAAAUUUCUCUAUUUAAGGAUCAUGGGAUGCACAUGUUGCUAUGCCACAUAUUGAAUUUUUGGCGGUUUACCGUCCACAAAAGAAGUUUAGUUUAAGAAUACAACAAUGAAAUUCAAUUUUUGUGUGCAAAUUUAUUAUCUGUGACAUCUAACUGAGCAAUUUAUGUAAUUUUAUAUUCGUUAAACCAGAGCUAGUCAUAUACUCAGAUGUCUAACUUGAAAUGAAGGAUAGUACAGAUGUGAAAGCUAAUGGCUUGACUGCUCAGAAGAACAUCAGAGCGAGUGGUUACUGUUUGUAUCCUUUUCAGUUGUGGGACUAUACAAUAAACAACAAAGUUGUUACUCAUUUCUGGGAGUUUCCGAGUGUGAUUGACAGAAGCUAGAUUCCUGGAUGCAACAAUCUUGGUGAUUCCAUUACCAAUCUUAUUGGACAUCCAUAACUGUACCUAGAGUUGUUAGUAUUAGUUUACCCCGGAAUUAGCAGUUAAGGAAUAUUCUCUGUCCUUUUAUUCCUCAUUUCUUUUUUGUUGAAUAAGGUAAUGUAUCUAGUAUUUUAGCAAUGCACACUUUAAAAUGAAGCUGUCAUAUACAAACAUUAUCAUGUAACAUAUUAAGAAACGUAAUGGUUCAUUUUUGUAUGUAGAAUAAAUAUAUAAGUUCGAUUAAAG
Molecule: messenger RNA, 3923 nt
Organism: Schistocerca serialis cubense
Lineage: Eukaryota; Metazoa; Arthropoda; Insecta; Orthoptera; Acrididae
Product: serine/threonine-protein kinase par-1-like
Exons: 11
Coding region: 1-2868 (955 amino acids)
Biological process (GO): positive regulation of apoptotic process; protein phosphorylation; intracellular signal transduction
Cellular component (GO): nucleus
Molecular function (GO): protein serine/threonine kinase activity; ATP binding
Source: RefSeq, a predicted model, not a curated record